AUGAUGGCGCAAGAUCAACUACCACAACAACUGCAACAACUACUACCUGAACAACAACAAGGACAAGGACAAGGACAACAAGCACAAGUGUUGUUGAGCCCAACACAGAUAUUGUUGAGUGAGUUGGUACACUUUGCAGCGUUGGGCGACUUGGAUAGCUGUACAUCGGUAUGCGAGAGAAUGAAGAAACAGCAUCCGAGCGUAGUGUUCCGUACUUGGAUCAAUGAGACCGACAUCAAUGGUAACUCGGCAUUGCACUGGGCUUGUUAUCGCCGACAUUUGAACGUGGCUAAGUUCCUGAUUGCCAGGGGCGCCGACGUCGACCUGCCCAACACCGAGCAACAACAGACACCGUUGCACUGGGCUUGUCUAUCGGGCGACCCUCACCUGGUCUACUAUCUCAUUGGUCAUGGUGCUGACAUGCACAAGCGAGACAAACGUGGUCUCAACACACUGUUGCUCAGCUCCAACCUGCCCGACCUGCACAUUGUCCGCUACCUCCUUUACAAAGGCAUGUCAGUUGCCAACAGGGAUGACGAAGGACAUACACCACUGCAUUGGGCAGCAUUCUCUGGCAGCACCAAACUCGUUCGAUACUUCCUUCGCAAGGGUGCCGACCUCAACAGUCUGGACAACUUGGGCAGGACUCCAUUCCACUGGGCAACAUACAAGGGUUACUACGAGACAACGAUGGCACUGUUUGAAGAAGGUGCCAGUCUCACGAUAAAGGACAAGGAGAACAGGACACCUUAUGAGCUGGCACUGACGCGAUCAACUGAGCCAGUGCUCAGGUUCCUCAAACAGCAAGAACAAAAGAAACAUCCAUCAAUCGAUCAGAAGAGUAAUAAUGGAUAUCAUAAUAAUCAAUCAUUCUGGUUAAUGUUGGCAUUGGUUGGAAACCUUUUAUUAUUUAUUAUAACAUAUUGUACUUCAUUAUGGGUCUCAGUACCGACAUUGGCAUUCAUUGCCAAUCUUGCACGUAUACUCUUCAAACACUACUGGCUCAAAGACACUCUCAACCCAUUCCCAAUCGCCUGGUGGAUAAUAAGCUGUAUCUUUUGUUACUGGUCCUAUGUAUUCCUUGUUCUUCCAGACACUGGACAAUUCACUCAAUCACAUUUGGCCUUCAAUAUAUUGAGCGCCAUCUUCUUUUAUUGCCUUUGCAAGAUACCUUUUACAGAUCCUGGCGUUAUAAAGUCAUCGCCAGAGAAUGAUCAGAGAGUGUUUUUGGACUGCCUUGAACAGAAUGAGAAGAUUCCAGAGAUAUGUACGACAUGUCAAACCAAUCGUCCAAUACGUUCCAAGCAUUGUAGAGUAUGCAAGCAUUGUGUUGCCAGAUACGACCAUCACUGUGUCUGGAUAAACAACUGUGUUGGCGCCAAGAACCAUCGACUAUUUGUAUUACUACUACUCACCUUUAACCUGGCAGCAAUACCAUUAUAUUAUAUGACUAUCAAAUUAUUGUUGAGUGAUGCUGGAGCACCAACAUUCGAGUCUGGACAUUAUUGGAGCAUGGUGACAUAUUAUUUUGAUCAUCAUAGGAUGAUAUCGAUAUUUAUGAUUUAUGGUCUGGCAGGAUGUGUGUAUACACUUCGUUUGUUGGCAUCACAGAUUGCAGGAGUAUUGUUCAACUUCACCAUGAACGAAGUGUUGAAUAUCACUAGAUACACAUAUCUUCGUGAAGGUGGUCGUUGGAAUGUAUUCAAUCGAGGUAUCCUUGGUAACACCUACGAGUUCCUCUAUGAGUACAAGAAAUGGUACAUCACUUAUACAACAUAA
Acytostelium subglobosum LB1 is the source of this 1779-nucleotide messenger RNA. RefSeq lists its product as hypothetical. Gene Ontology annotation, molecular function: palmitoyltransferase activity; protein binding. The record is from RefSeq and is a predicted model, not a curated record. Gene Ontology annotation, biological process: protein palmitoylation. The transcript is spliced from 5 exons. NCBI's taxonomy places the organism in Eukaryota, Evosea, Eumycetozoa, Acytosteliales, Acytosteliaceae. Gene Ontology annotation, cellular component: Golgi membrane. Bases 1 to 1779 code for a protein of 592 amino acids.